GGGUACUGUGAAACGUAGUAUCUUACAAAGCUGAUGCCUUGAGAAAAGCAACUGUUGAGCAGCGUGAAACCCAAGAUUGGAAGAAGUGCAUGUACAGGAGCACAUGAAGAGUGAAUGAGGAAAGACAACCUCAUGAGUUGCCUCAGUCAAUGCCAGCGUAAUGGAUUUCACUAAAAUGGGUAUGAUCCACCUUCAGAAUCCUAGCCAUCCCACAUCUCUUUUGCAAAAGGCCAACCAAAUGCGUCUGUCUGGGACACUAUGUGAUGUAGUUAUUAUGGUGGACAGUCAGGAAUUUCAUGCCCACCGCACUGUACUGGCAUGUACCAGCAAGAUGUUUGAGAUUCUGUUCCACCGCAACAGCCAACAUUAUACUUUGGACUUUCUCUCACCAAAGACCUUCCAACAGAUUCUGGAGUAUGCAUACACUGCCACACUCCAAGCUAAAUUGGAAGACUUAGAUGACCUGCUAUAUGCAGCAGAGAUCUUAGAGAUUGAGUAUAUAGAGGAGCAAUGCUUGAAGAUCUUGGAGACCAUUCAGUCUUCUGAAGAGAAUGACACAGAAAUGAUCUCAAACGAUAACGGCACUGAUGAGGAUGAUGAUCGUAAGAUCAAGUAUCUGAAGAGCACAUUUAUCUCCAAGAAGCAUUCCAUUCAGGAGAGUGGCUACGCCACCUCUGCCCGACAGCGCUUGGCUCUUGUCAAUAUGGUUGAUAAGAAGUCCUCAGUGUCAGCCUCACUGGGUCUUCCUACACUGAGUCCCACCAAAGCCGCCGUGGAGAGUCUGAUGAGCAUUGGCCAGUCCCUGUUGCAGGACGGCAUGCAACCGGGUUUCACUGAGUCACAGGGCAACGCGUCACCUGUAAUGGAUAAAAUAAAGACUGAGAUGAUGCAGAUAGAUGAAGAAUAUUGUCACGAAGGUAGCUCCACCAGCAAUGGAGAGAGGAUUGGUGAGUCAAAGCAGAGUAGGGACACUCCUGGAACUCCCACCAGAGGCAGCGUAAUUACCAGUGCUCGUGAGUUGCAUUGUCCCGAUGGUAUUGCUGAUUCACAGGUAAACAACACUAGCCAGGUGGGAUUAGCAAGUAUGGCAGGUCUGACUGAGAGACAUUUUACGUCCUUGUACUCUUUGCCUCCCAACCAUAAAAGUGAGGCGAUGUUGCCUAUGCCUGUGUCCGUGGCCUCUUCCCUUCAUGUGCCCCCUUCCCUUGCUAUGUCCAUGGAUCUCAGUGCCUAUGGAGGACUUCUGCACCAGAGCUUCAUCCAGAGAGAAUUCUUCAACAAGCUUGGGGACUUUGCUACUGGUAUGAAGAACGAAGGCCAACAGCAGAUAGAACGGUGCAGUGUGUGCAGCAUUGAGCUGCCUGACAAUGAAGCCGUUGAACAGCACAGGAAGCUGCACAGUGGAGUGAAAACCUAUGGCUGUGAGUUCUGUGGAAAACACUUCUUGGACAGUUUACGGUUGAGAAUGCACAUGCUGUCCCACUCAGCUGGACCAAAAGCACUAGUAUGCGAUCAGUGUGGAGCCCAGUUCUCUAAAGAGGAUGCAUUGGAGGCCCAUCGGCAAACUCACACAGGUUCAGAUAUGGCAGUGUUUUGUCUGCUGUGUGGUAAACGUUUCCAGACUCAGAAGGCCUUACAGCAGCAUAUGGAGGUCCAUGCAGGAUUGCGUAGCUACACCUGCAGCGAGUGUGACCGUACUUUCCCCAGCCACACUGCCCUCAAACGCCAUCUACGCUCACACACAGGUGACCACCCGUUUGAGUGUGAGUUCUGCGGCAGCUGCUUCCGGGACGAGAGUACGCUGAAGGGCCAUAAACGAAUCCACACAGGAGAGAAACCCUAUGAGUGCAACGGCUGUGGCAAAAAGUUCAGCCUCAAGCACCAGUUAGAGACCCACUACCGUGUCCACACAGGAGAGAAGCCGUUUGAGUGUAAGCUGUGUCAUCAGCGUUCCCGCGACUACUCGGCCAUGAUCAAACACCUCAGAACGCACAAUGGUGCCUCACCCUACCAAUGCACCAUCUGCCAGGAAUACUGCCCCAGCCUAUCCGCCAUGCAGAAACACAUGAAGGGCCACAAGCCAGAAGACAUUCCCCCAGACUGGAGGAUAGAGAAGACUUAUCUUUACCUCUGCUAUGUCUGAGAUCGAAAGAGGCAGAGAAGAGAAAAAAAAAGUGAGUCAGAAUCAUACGUUACAGGUGCCCAAAAAAAAAAUCCAUUCAUUCAGCCAUUUGUUUAAGGGUUGGGCCAAAAAACAGUUGAGGGGCAAAUGGUCCAAGUAGGAGAAUGAGAUUAAGGUCAUGUUGUUCCUGUUUAUAUUUUCAUUGCUUCAUAAAAAUGAACAGUUUAAGCACAUAUACAAGACAGAAACACGUUAGCAUGUGUUUGCAAGAUUCCGGCACAGAAAAGAGGCAUAAAAACAUCUGAUCUCUCUUUUCAGCCAUUCCAAUAUUGAGUUAAAAAAAAAUGUUUAGCAUUUCUGCACUUUAUUGUUUUGUUCAUGUAACUGUAUUCUCAAAUGAAACACUUAAUUGGAUUCAUCACACUUAAAGAAAGAAAAAUCCCCAGGUUGUCGCUUCAUCAGACAGCCUCCAGAGAUAAGAUGAAAAUAUGGACCAAAGCUUGCACUAGAUUCACGUUUGAAAGACAUACAGUGAGAAGGAAAGAGAUGUCAAGAAAUAGGGAAAAGACGUAGAAACAGAGGUCAAUAGCCCCAAGGGUUUCUUUGGGAAACGUGGCUUCAAAAAUUAUUCACAUUCUUCCGAUUCCAGGGUUGGUAUUAGCAUAACCUAUGAGAGAAUAUUUGUGCAGGUUUGCAAGAUUUGGUCCCCUUAACCUUUAAACACUGAAAUUUACUUCUAAAGUGUGUAAAAGCACUUCGACAAGACUGUUUUAUCUUGCAACUGAGGUUUUACAAGUAUAACUAUAACAUAACUUACAUCACCACAAUAAAUAUUCUGUUUUCAGCUCAGUAAAUCUCACAUUUACCUGGUUUCCAGCACCUGUUGUGUGGUAUCUUGCUUUGACCACUGACCAUUCUUACAACACAGCAUAUUUUUCAAUGAUCUCAUUUAAAUACACAUGAAAUGUUUUUUCUUUUCAGUUGAUGCGAUAUUAUUACUAUACUCAGUGGAUUUUUUUGUGCAGGUAUGGCUGCAGAUUGAAUAUUGAAACAAACUGAUUGGUUAUACGUGGUAUUGCACAUCACAUUCAGAUAUGAUUUGGUUAAUUAUAGAAUAGAGUAGAUUUUUUACAUACUUAAUUUUUCAAGUGCAGCGCAUUCUAUUUAAUCGCAGCCCGAGUUGUAGAUGAACAAAGCUGGUUCUGAGCUCAUUAUUUUUUUUUUUCCUUUUCAUGUUUUAGAACAUAUUUUACUUGAAUUACCUCAUUUUUUAUUACCUCACAUGUGUCAUGUAUUUUGUCAUAUCUCCUCUUUCUGCUAUUCUACUUCAGCUGUGCUCAAGAAGGUGAUGAGAAUUUCUUAGGCUGCCGUCACCAUUAUCAUCAUCAUCAUCUUGAGUUAUUGAGAGCUGCACAUUUUCUGUUUAUGUUUCUGCUUUGUUAGCAAGUUUGAUAUCUUUUAAAUAUCUUUUAUAAGUUGAUUUUUUUUUCGGUCAUCUGUUGAAGUGCUACCUCUUUAAUUUUUUCUCUGUUUUGCACAAAAGCAAAGCAUGUCUUAUGAUUUGCAUUUUAAUUUAACUUCAUCUCUUAUCUCUGAUUCCUCUGGCAGUAAUCAUUUAAAUUACUGAUUUGAAUAUUUCCCCUUUCUCUGACACUCCUGAAACAUUCAUUGGAAAGUUUUUUUUUUCUUUUUUUUUAUUCUAAAACCUUAAGUAGUGUAUUUCAUAAGAGUUGACUGGUUAUCUAAUCGAAAUUACUUUUGUUUGUGGAAUGAGGAAAUAUUGAGAGGAAAACUUGAAAAAAUGUGAAUAAGUAUUGUUUUUUCUAUGUGAAAAAAUGAUGUAAAGAUGAAUAUUCAAAGGAUAUGCAGUACUGAUGUGUGCGCUUGACAAUGUUGUGUGCUGAAAGUUACUUUUGAAAAUGAAAUACAGAUUAAAGAUGCUUUUCUGUCGAUCAAAAAUGCAUCUUUACUCUUAACCGAGAGCCAAAAUAGGCACUUUGAUAUCUAAAAAAAAAAUGUUGUAUUUUUGUAUGAUGGUAACUUGUGAUCUCUCCAUUUGUAAAGGUAUUACUGAGGUAGACAUAUUUACAGUAUCUUUUGUGGAUGUUCCUCAUUAGAGUGAUUUUUUUCCCUCUUUAUCAAUGUUGAUAGUACAGUGGAUAAGUGAUUUUUUUUUAAAGAUGUGGUCAUUGCUGCUAUGUGUCAACUUGGUGAUGAUUCCAAAUAUUUAGAGAAGGAAAUAUUUUCGGGUUUGAAUUAAUGCCAAGAACUGUACAACAAAACGACAUCGAGGAGCACAUACUACUCAAAAGAACCCAAAAGAGAUGGAAAGUCACUGUCCAUUUGUCUUAUUAUGUGUGUUCACCAAAUGUUGUAAACACUGUGAGGUUGGGAUCUCAGUCACACUAUCUGUGAUGUAGGGGAUGAUGUCACGUGAUUAAUACAGGUCUUUGUGUGUGUCUGAUGUGAGUCAAAUGCUUUAUUGUGGUUAAUUCUUUCAGUGUUAAAAAAUGCACUACGUAUAAGCAGAACAGAGAAGUACAUUUAGGACACCCGAACUUUCAUGUUUAAAGACAUAGGUAUCCACCUGUCUCUCUCUUCACCCCCAGUCACCAAUGUAUCUGUUUGAAACUUCUUAUGAAAUGUCACCUGAUUCUUGAAAUGAACUGUGUUAUAAGCCUAUCACAGAUGCCAUAAUUCCACCAGGAUUCGCUGAUUUGUAUGAAGAAUCCUCAAAGAAAUAUAGGACAGAAUAAGAGAACUCAGAAAUAGAUAUUUUAUUACAUGUCUCCCUGAUAUUUACGGAUUCAUAAUGAGGGGAAAACAGGUUUUCACCUUAGUUGUUUGAAUCAUAUGUUAUCCAUAUAAUUCUUUUCACCUGUGGUCAACAUCAGUCACUGCCUUGUUGAAAAACACUGUGCAAGUGCAUGCUUGUCAUGUCAGGUCAUUAUCUCUUUGGUUAUUAUCAGCAAUAAACAUAUAUGUUCAGAUCAAAUGAUAAACAGCAUCCUGAUUGCUGUGUAACUGUUUUUCACCUUGCUUAUAGAGAGAAAGAGCCAUCUCACUUAAUACGCCUAAACAUGUGCCAUUGUUACACAUUUUAACAAACACUUGCACUGAGAAUCCAUGUGGGACCAAGAGCAAAACUUUUGUAAAAAAAACAAACAAACAAAAAAAAACAAAAACAAAAAAACAAGAAACAAAAACAAAACAAGAUCUUUUUGUUAAAUGUUCUAUUUGUUCUUGUAAUGACAAAAAUGUUUGC
Messenger RNA from Chanos chanos (milkfish), 5387 nucleotides. It is a transcript of the gene zbtb16b, whose product is annotated as zinc finger and BTB domain containing 16b. The record is from RefSeq and is a predicted model, not a curated record. Gene Ontology annotation, molecular function: protein binding; DNA-binding transcription factor activity, RNA polymerase II-specific. Gene Ontology annotation, biological process: regulation of transcription by RNA polymerase II. Gene Ontology annotation, cellular component: nucleus. Bases 161 to 2143 code for a protein of 660 amino acids. The transcript has 7 exons. NCBI's taxonomy places the organism in Eukaryota, Metazoa, Chordata, Actinopteri, Gonorynchiformes, Chanidae.